UUAUAGUUUGAAGUUUAGAAAACACCCAGAAAUUUAGUAAGCGCCGCUCUGUACUUACCUGCCACGUGGCUUCAUCUCUCUGCACGACGCGCUUCUCUCUCUAUAUACAAAUCUAUCUCUUCACUUCACACAAACCAAACCUUUCUUACUAUUAUUACCAAACAUCGAAACCGAAACAUGAGAGUUCUCUCAAAGCUGUUCGAUUCAGACAGAAGACGAACAACGAAGUCGCCCAAGCGUUUGGAUUCCGGCGAAAGCGCCACGUCAUCUUCUUCACUCAGCGACGUCACCACCACCGGCUCUAGCAGCCUCCACAGCAGUCUCUCUCUCCAGACGCUUCCUUCCGUUCCUUCUCUCCAGAAAAUCUCCUCCGAUGACACUCUCCCCCUCACCGUCUCUCACUUUAUCACCUCCUCCUUUAAACUCCGUGAACGGAGUCUUCCCGUAACUUGUCUCGCCGUCAACGGAGGUUAUCUCUUCGCCGUCUCUGGACACGAAGUCAGCAUCUACGAUCGCGACAUGUGUGCUCAUCUCGACACAUUCAACGGCCAGGAUCCUUUCUCGGGAACAGUCAAGUCCGUCGGCUUCUCCGGUGAGAAAAUCUUCACGGCGCACCAAGACGGUAAGAUCGGAGUUUGGAAGUUAACGGCGAAAAGCGGUUAUAAGCAGUUAACGACGCUUCCGACUUUGAACGACCGUUUACGACGUUUUGCUCUCCCUAAAAACUACGUUCAAGUGCGCCGUCACAAAAAACGUCUCUGGAUCGAACAUGCCGACGCCGUCACAGCUCUCGCCGUUAACAACGGGUUCAUUUACUCCGUCUCUUGGGAUAAGACUUUGAAGAUUUGGAGAGCUUCUGAUCUUCGUUGCAAAGAGUCCAUCAAAGCUCACGAUGACGCCGUCAAUGCUGUCGCCGUCUCUGCGAAUGGCACAGUAUACACCGGAUCCGCGGAUAGACGUAUCCGGGUUUGGACCAAACCGACCGGUUCGAAACGUCACACGUUAGUCGCGACUUUGGAGAAGCACAAAUCGGCGGUUAACGCUUUGGCAUUAAACGACGACGGAUCGGUUUUGUUUUCCGGUUCGUGUGACCGGUCUAUUUUGGUUUGGGAGAGGGAGGACACUUGCGAUUACAUGGCGGUGAGAGGUGCGUUGAGGGGACAUGAUAAAGCAAUACUGAGCUUGUUCAAUGUCUCUGAUUUGCUGCUGAGUGGAUCUGCUGAUCGGACGGUUAGGAUUUGGCGACGCGGAUCGGAUUCUAGUUAUAGUUGUUUGGAGGUUCUUUCUGGUCAUACCAAACCGGUUAAGUCGUUAGCGGCGGUUAAAGAAACGGAGUCGGACGGUGUCGUUUCGAUAGUCAGUGGAAGUCUUGACGGAGAGAUUAAAUGUUGGAAGGUCUCCGUCACCAAACCGGAUAAUUCAUUUUACACGAAUCUUGUUCAAUAAAUUAAUUAUUUUGUUUUUUUUAAUUAUUGGUUUAUAAACAACAAUUUGGCGUUUUUUAACAGUCAUUUGAAAGAAAAAAAUUUGUUAGAAA
Molecule: messenger RNA, 1537 nt
Organism: Capsella rubella
Lineage: Eukaryota; Viridiplantae; Streptophyta; Magnoliopsida; Brassicales; Brassicaceae
Product: protein JINGUBANG
Exons: 1
Coding region: 178-1446 (422 amino acids)
Molecular function (GO): protein binding
Source: RefSeq, a predicted model, not a curated record